This is a messenger RNA of Nymphaea colorata (pocket water lily), 3664 nucleotides long. Its product is annotated as protein PAT1 homolog 1-like. The coding region runs from base 558 to 3008 and encodes 816 amino acids. Gene Ontology annotation, molecular function: RNA binding. The transcript is spliced from 5 exons. Gene Ontology annotation, biological process: P-body assembly; deadenylation-dependent decapping of nuclear-transcribed mRNA. The record is from RefSeq and is a predicted model, not a curated record. Gene Ontology annotation, cellular component: P-body. Lineage: Eukaryota; Viridiplantae; Streptophyta; Magnoliopsida; Nymphaeales; Nymphaeaceae.
ACCUUUCUCCUCUUCCCCCCCACUAUCUUUAUCCCCACCUCCUCUCUCUCUCUCUCUCUACUACUACUACUACUAACGUUUCUCCGAAGGGUUUCUUGGGCACCGAAAAUACGAAACCGAAAUUAAAAACUAAAAAGGGGCGAGUUUCGCCCAACCUUCCUCUCUCUUUGCCCAGCCCUCCUCUCUCUCUCUUUCUCCUUGUUAUCUCGAGAUCUCAGAAUAUAGAGAGACCCACCCAAUUUAUUUCCAGUGGUCUACUUCUACACUCCCUUUGCUUCUUCUCUCUUUUGGCUCCGUCCAAUCGCGUCCUUCGCUCUCUCCGUACCGUGUGGUGUUUGGUCUUGUCUCGAGAAUCUUCUUGCUAUCAAGUUUGUUCUUCUUGCUUGGUGUGUAUUUCCGAUGCAUGGUGCAGGAAACCCGGUGUCUGUUUUCCCCCUUCUGGCGAUGUUUCUGGGUUGCCGCCUGAUGUCUCCUUAGGUGGAAAAUCAAUUUAUGGAGCUAGGGUUCCUUGUGUGAUAACUUUGGCGUUAGGGUUUUUCAGGUUUUAGGUAAUACGUAUGGAGGGAUUUGGUGGUGCUGGUCUCUUUGAGAAAAACCAGAAAGAUUUCAAGGAAUUCCUUGGGGAUCCCUCAGAACAUGCCCACUUUGAUGCUUCCCAAUAUGCAUUUUUCGGUAAAGAUGUGACAGAAGAUAUUGAACUAGGCGGGCUAAAUGAGGAUGACAGUACACCAUUUACUGGCUUUGAUGAGGAAGAAUUUAGGUUUUCUUCGAUUGGAGAAAGAGAGGAGAUUGAAGGUUUGGAAACUCUUGCGGAGAUUGAUGAUCUCACUGCUACCUUUAUGAAGCUAAGCAGAAGAGGUAGUGAACGGAGGAGCUUAGAAAGCAUUGGAGAUCGUGGAUUCUUGUCUAGAGAAAGUUCAUCCACAACUGAUUGGACACAGGAGCCAGACAUUUCGUCUUGGUUAGAUCAACAUACUUUGGAAGCUGAUAGUACACGUACAAAGCGAUGGUGGUCCCAACCCCAUCCGCCCUCUGCUCAACUGACUGAACCCAAACAACAAUUGUACAGAACUUCAUCUUACCCCCAACAGCCAGAACAUUAUCCGCUUUCAGAACCCAUCCUUGUGCCCAAGUCGUCAUUCAGUUCGUAUCCUCCACCUGGAGCUCGUGGCCAUGCUUCACCUAGUCAAUCCCUGCUUUCCAGUAUGACAUCUCUUUCUCCAGGGCCUCCUGGACCGUUGUCUGGGUCAAGUUUCUCCUCAUUCCCUAGUCUUCAUUUGUCUGGGAGCCUUCCGCAGGGAUUACCUUACAGCGGUGGCACACCUCAGUUUAAUAUCUCUAGUCAUCCCUUCAACCAUAGAACUCAGCAAAAUCAUUGGAUGAACCAAGGUAGCAUGCUCUCAGAAAAUCAUCUGGCACUUUUACCUGGUGUAGUUCCUCAGCAGUUGCCAAGCAACGGAUUGAUGUCAUCACAGUUGCAGCAAAGACUGCAUCCAAUUCAACAAUCAAUGGCACAUUAUCCUCCCUUUCAUCAGCACAUGUUUAAUGCACAUUUGUCUCCUCCCCGUCAUGUGAUAAAUAAAUAUGAAAACAUACUCGGGAUGUCAGAUCUGAGAGAACAGAGGUAUAAAUCAUCUCAACGAGGGCGACAACAAGCAAGUAGCAUGCGAUUUUCACAACCAAGCUCUGAUUCAGGAAGCCAAAGAAGUGAUAGUGGAUAUUUGCACUUUCGCUCAAAGUACAUGUCUGCUGAGGAAAUUGAGAGCAUUCUCAGGAUGCAGCAUGCUGCUACUCACAGUAAUGAUCCUUAUGUGGAUGAUUACUACCAUCAAGCAUGCAUAGCAAAGAAGUCUGCUGGAUCACGACUCAAACACCAUUUUUGUCCUUCCAAUUUGAGGGAUGUGCCUUCACGUGGUCGGUCAACCUCCGAACUGCGUAAUUACCUUCCAGUUGAUGCUCUUGGACGCAUCCCAUUUUCCUCCAUCCGAAGACCCAGGCCGUUGCUUGAUGUAGACCCACCUUCAGCUUCAAGUGAUGGUAUCUUUGAUCAGAAGCCUACAGAAAAACCUCUCGAGCAAGAACCGAUGCUUGCAGCAAGGAUCAUGAUUGAAGAUGGCAUGUAUCUCCUCCUCGAUAUUGAUGAUAUUGACAGGCUUCUACAGUCCAGUCAGCCACAAGAUGGUGGUGUCCAACUUCGGCGUAGGCGGCAAGUUCUGUUAGAGGGCCUUGCUGCCUCUCUCCAACUGGUUGACCCACUUGGUUCUGGUAAAGGCAGCCAUCCAGUUAGUUUGGCGCGAAAAGAUGAUCUUGUGUUCUUGCGCUUAAUAUCUCUCCCCAAGGGCCGGAAGCUUCUUGCUAGGUAUCUCCAGCUUCUUGUCCCUGGUGGGGAGCUCACGCGAAUUGUUUCAAUGGCUAUUUUCCAGCAUCUGAGGUUUCUGUUUGGUGGCCUAGCCUUAGAUCCAAGUGCUGCAGAAACCACCAUUGCACUUGCUAAGACUGUUUCUACAUGUGUACACAGCAUGGAUCUCAAUGCCUUGAGUGCGUGCCUUGCUGCUGUUGCAUGUUCCUCGGAGCAACCGCCUCUACGACCACUUCGUAGUUCUGCUGGUGAUGGUGCUACUGUCAUCUUGAAAUCUGUUCUGGAGAGAGCUACAGAUCUCCUUACAAGCCCUCUUAUUGCUGCCACAUAUACUGUAUCCAACCGCACACUUUGGCAGGCUUCCUUUAAUGCUUUCUUUGAGUUGCUCACUAAGUACUGCCUAAGCAAGUACGACAGCAUCAUGCAUUCAUUGAUGAUACAGGCUGCGAGCACACCCAUUAUUGGGACUGAGGCAGCAAGAGCAAUAAGCAGAGAGAUGCCAAUUGAAUUGCUGAGGGCAAGCCUUCCUCACACGAAUGACCAUCAGCGCAAGUUGUUGUUGGACUUUGCACAGAGGUCAAUGCCAGUUUCUGGUUUCAAUUCACAUGGUAGUGGUGGGCACAUGAGCUCAGAAUCUGUACCAGGGUAAAAUUUUGAUGCUUCAAUGUCAUGGAAACGGUGUGAUGUGAUCUGGUCUUUUGACCAUCAAUCUGCUGUCAAGACAGCUUGGGCAACUUCUGAUUCAUGGGGGCAAGGAACUGAAGGUAUAAGUUAUAUCAAGGACCUUCCUUUCUUAUCUAUUUUCAGUUAAUUAAAACCUAUAAUACUGCAAUGUGUAAUAUCUUUAUGUUAUAAGCGAACAAAAGGAAUGAUUUGAGGCUGGUUGUCUUGGAAAAUCUUCAUGAAGAGCUGUAUUUUGAUGCUCUGAAUUUGAAACUGCAGACAAGUGAAACUAGGAACAGGAGAUGUACAGGGAUGCAGGGACCGGGCCCGAAUAGGAUGCCCUUCACUAUUAUUUUUUCUUUCUCAAUUAUUUUUUGGGAGAAAAUGGGAACUUACGAAAUAGAUUGAGGGUUAUUGAAGCAUCAUUCCUAUGUUUUUGACUGUGAUGUAAAUUGGAGUGCAACCAGUCCUCCUUGUAAUUGUUGGAGGGAGUUCAGCGCUCUGUACCACUUGACAGUAGAAAUUUUAAGAUGUUCUUUUUCCCUCUUUUUUCCUGGUAACCCAGUGUAGAGAUGGUCAGAUAUUCUCUGUUAUGAACUUGUGAUUGGUGAUGAUAGAACAAAAUCCUAUUUAGUGUUAAAA